Molecule: messenger RNA, 3429 nt
Organism: Ceratitis capitata (Mediterranean fruit fly)
Lineage: Eukaryota; Metazoa; Arthropoda; Insecta; Diptera; Tephritidae
Gene: Son
Product: protein SON
Exons: 2
Coding region: 193-3126 (977 amino acids)
Biological process (GO): regulation of cell cycle; regulation of mRNA splicing, via spliceosome
Molecular function (GO): RNA binding
Source: RefSeq, a predicted model, not a curated record
AUUAUUUAUUAACAUUUCUAUGUUUGACAAUUUAUAAAAAUACAGCAGUUUAAAGUGUGUUACAUCGGAAAAAAUUUUGAAGUUUUGAAUAAAAUGUAUAUUAUAAGAAAUAUGUGUAAGAUCUUUAACAACAAAGAAAAGAAAUAAUAAAGUGUAUAUUUAAUAGUAGUUGUAGAAUAAAGCUUAGUAAAUAUGUCAGAAACACAAAGUGGUUCUAAGCUCCCUGUAGAAAAUUCACUGACUCUGUACCAAAUUAAAGUUAAACAAGAAAAAUUCGAUCCGGAGGUUGAGGCGAAGAUUAAUGCAAUCUCCGCAUCAAAUGUAGUUGUUAAACGUGAAUCUGAUAAAGAAAAUAAGAAUUUUCAGAAUGAGCUUAACCGAAACGAAAUACUAACUGAUUUGGAAGCGAAUGGCAACGGCGAGAGCAGUUCAGAUGAAAAUGAGGACAAAGCAGAUAGUAACGAUGCGGAUUCUAAUCUUACAGAACCUCCUCCAGAAGAAGACAAAAAAUCCAUUGAACCUGCCAAGUCGUCUAACGAAAUACUUGCAGAGCUUUUCAAAGUAUUCAAUGCUGCGCCCCCUGAGGAAUUAUUGGACGAUAAAAGUUUAUUAAAAAAGAGCCGUAAACAUAAGAAACAUAAAAAAGAAAAGAAAAAGAAACUUAAACGUGAAAAGGAUGCAUCUGAAGGAGAAAUAAGUCACUAUGAAAGUGAAGUGGAGUCAAAUGGGAGCGUAGAUGGAAAAGAAAAAAAAUACAAACAUAAGCAUAAAAAGAAAAAGAAGCACAAACAAAAAGAUGAAAAGGAUAAAAAGAGAGACCAAAGCAAGGAAAAAGGUAAGAGAGAUAGAGAAAAAUCGAAGGAGAGGCAGCAAAGUCAAGAGAAGUCUAUAAAUACUAAAAAGGGCAAUUUGAAGUCAACAUCACGAAAUCUUAUUAGAGUAGAUCCAUCAACCAAAAGGCAAGCAGAUUUAAAAAUCACAGAAGCACCCUUUAAAAAGAGCCGUUUUGAAAACGAUCGUUAUUGCUCCCAAGGUACUUCACGUGAAAAAAGUCGGGAUUGUGAUAAGUAUGAGCAGAAUCGAGAUAAAGGUAAUUCAAGGUAUCAAAGUCUUGAAAAAGGUAAUGAAAAGGUUAGAGACCGUAAUCUUAACAGCUUCUAUAAAGGAUGCUCUGAAUAUGAAUCUUCUACGAAUCUAUUGACAAUUAAAAACGAACCCAAAGAUCAGCGACGCAGCGGACGACAAGAUGGGCAUAUGUCAGAAAUUUCUCUUUCGGAUGAUGAGGAGGAUUAUUUAAAGGAACGCCAUAACGACGAUACGCAACAUUGUCGAUUAAGACUUGAUCGCGACAAUGAAAGACCACACAACAGCUUCUACGCAGGAUUUAAACGCAGUCGGAGCCGAGAUCAAGAUAGAAAUCGUAACCGUGAUCGUGAACGAGAGCGCGAAAGAAACUACCGCAGCGACGGAAGAAGCCAUCCAAAGGAGCGAAGCCGCAGCUGUGGUCGUUCGCGCUCCCGUUCACGUGAUUUAGGUAUCGACAAGAAGCGACUCCUCGAAAUAGCUCGUAAAAACGCAAUUAGCAUGUUCAAACGAGGCAACCUGCCUGGUUGUGACAGCAUGUCACAGGAAGUGAAAGACAAAGUGUUGCUGAAAAUGCGCUACGGGGGCAAAACUGUGCAGGACCUCACCGAUUUUUGUAAGAAAAUUUCAAACGGCGAAAAUCUGUCAGAUCUCAGCUCCGACGAAGAUUCUGAUGUGGAUAAGAGUGGCAAUACGAAAGCGUUUCAUCAUCCCUUCCAGCUAAAAGAACGAGAGCCCAUAGUAAUGCAUAUACGAAACGCAACAACAUUACCCUUACGACCUACGACAAGCGAAGCCGUGAAGGCUAUAACAAUGCAGUUUCCCGUUUCCUCAGGACAACAACACCGUAUGACUGAAGCCUGGGUGCCAGUGGCACAAAAAGACGGUUUACCGACUUUACCGGCCUUACCUACAGCAACGCAAUCAACUAAUGUAUUUAAAACCGGUGUUGUUAAGAAUGUAUUCGAGAAAACCAUACCCGAGGAACAACAGGAACCGGCAUUCAAGCCAGUCCAACAAGCAUAUUGCAAUAAUAAUGGAGAAAUAACUAACAAUGCUUUAAGCCCAGUAGAUAACAGUAUGCAAGCAAAAGUAGCUGCAGUGACAUCUAUGCAAAUACCAAAACCGAUGCCGAAGACUGUAGUUGAGGCUGAAGUUAGUAUUGAUCCAGUAGUCACUUCCAAACCCUUCUUUACUUUUCCGCCACCGAGUGUGUCUAUAGUAACAAAUGUGACAAGUGUACCACCACCAUCGUUAGCACAGGCUUUUGUUCCAGAUGUACCAGUUCCAUCAAGUACCGACGCACAUAUCUCUGGCAAUAAAGUGUUUCCUGAACAGUCUGGACAACAAUUUGACGUUUCGAGUAUUAUAUCUAAACGCUUACAAGCAAUGCGCAGAUUACAGGAAAACCCAAUGGAUCCCGAGGCAAUCAAAAUGAUGUAUAACUCUCAAAAAGAUAUGUCGUCAUGGGCCUCAUCAAAACAUUUACCGGGACAAUUUACUGGUAGUACCGGAGCCAAUAUACUUACCAUGCGCGAGUUGACUUCUGGUCCGCAGGCAUGGGCGCGUCGAGAUCAGCUAACAACAUCGCGUCCAGUUAGUGGAGGAAUGGGUAUGCAAUUACUUCAAAAAAUGGGAUGGAAGCCUGGUGAGGGACUGGGCCGGGAUAAAUCCGGGUCUUUACAACCAUUGCUGCUCGAUGUUAAAUUAGACAAGCAUGGAUUAGUUGCGCGAGAUGAUAACAACGGAUAUAAACAAAAGAUUACUAAAAAGCAACGUCCACAAAACGUGGUGCAACAACAAGGUUUAUUGGAAAAACAUCCAGUUUGUCUGUUAAACGAGUUAACAUCAAAGCGCAAGUGGACACCACCUUUAUAUUCGCUGGUAAACGAGGCUGGUCCAUCGCAUAGCAGGAUGUUUUUAUUUUCGGUAUCUAUUAAUGGACAAACUUAUACACCAUCUCAAGGCUCGAAUACAAAAAAAGAGGCCAAAUUGAUUACAGCGCGUCACUGUCUGCAACAAAUGGGAAUUUUACCUGCGUAAACUUAAACAAACAAUUUACUAAAUUGUUGCCUUGUUUUAUUUAUUAUAAUGAGUAACAUUGCACAUGACUAGAUGAAUGACAUGAAUUGUUAAACUAGAUAGAUUUUUGUUUUGCUAUUUUACUUUAUAUUAAAAACAUACUACUUUUUAGAAUUAUAUUAAAGUGAAUUUUGAAUUCAAAAUCAUAACUUAAUAUCAGCAUCAUUAAUAUUUAUAUCAAAAAUUCUGUAUAAAAGUGAACAACUUACCAUUUAAAAGCUAGUGAUAAAAAUAAAUGUGUAUAUAUUUUUUUGAACAAAACAU